ACCUUCAUAAAUCUUUAACUUUUAAUUUAACUUUUAAUAUUAGGAACAGUCAAAUAUGUUAAAGAAUUAACCAGGAAGGAAUAUUCAGUGUAAAUAUGUUUCACAGUAACAGAUCUAUUUUACCCAAAUAUUUUAGGGGUUAACAUAAAAGAUUUGCAACAUGCAAUUAAAUAACAUUUGAUCGUCCCAGUAAAAUCGUAAAUCCAUUGAGAUGGGAAAUUUUCUUUCAAUUUCAAGCAUUAAUUUUACUGGUCAGUCUAAACCAUAGAAGUUCAUCAUGGGAAAUUCAGCUAGAAAAACCAAAGAAAAUACUGGCUGUGGGAAUUGCUCAGAGAUAAGGAGGGUACUCAAUGUUUCUGAGUUACAAAUUGGCCAACAUAUCUGUGAACCUGGUAGGAAAAAAUGUACCUACAAGGAAAAUAGACACAGUCUGAAAGCUCAAUACUUCCAUCAUGCUAUAAUUGGUGAAAUAAAACACCGUAACGAUUACAAAGUAAGGCUUGUUCUGAUACAUUAUGCUAAUGUAAUCGGAUUGAAGCAGGGGUCAAUAAAAAUAACAGAGGAGGAAAGAGAUCUGAAACAUGAUGAAAUAUACAUUGUCAAGUAUACAUAUCCAAAAUAUUCUCCUAGGGAAAUAGUACAAAGAGCCAAAAAAGAAACAAAAAGAGAAGUAAAACACGAGACCAAUUAUGAACAAGAAGAACACAGAUAUACCUUUGGGAAUUAUAAUCUUUUUGUAAGCAAUUGUGAACAUUUUGCAACUUGGUGCGUUCUGGGAAACAAGGAGUCUUUCCAAAUUGAUCAGAAAUGGAGGGUUUUUCUGUUUCCUUUAAAGAUAAGUUCAGGAAUGGCAGGGAUCCUUUCACAGCUUCUCCUAGAAAUAUUAAGAUUUUUUGCUUCUUUUGUAUCUGACAAAAAUUUGUAUGGACCUGGUUUUUCACUUCUUGUCAUCGGAGCAUUCUAUUCACUAGUUCUAUUUGGCAGAUACCGUAACCUUGAAAAUAAAUAUCGGAACUACAGAAGGUUAUGUCAACAUUGUCAUGAAGAAAAAUGGAGCAUCUUAAAAAUAAAAUUCUUUUGGUUCAUUUUAUCUGGAAUUUUAUUUUAUUUUAUCACAGAUGCCUGUACCCCAUGGUUCCCGGCAUGGCCAGUGACAAUAAUACUACAUGUGAUAUUCAUCUUCCUUAGCAUAUUUUUCCGUUGGUUAUAUCAAGGACUAAAAUCCCCAUUCAUGCAUUCUACUAGAGUCAGACAGUUGUCUGACAUUAAAAGAGGUCAUGUCAUAACAUUUAGACAUUUUGGAUUUCAACACUUUGCCCUUAUCACAAAAAUUCACUCAGAAACAAGUGAAAUAUCCAUAAUUCACUAUAAAGGAUUUUUCAACAUCAAACUGACCAAAGACAAAAUCUGUUGGUCUGAAAACUCAAUUUGGCGACAAAGACUGACAAAACUUCCAAAAUAUAAAGCAAAACAAAGAAUUUCAAGGAUAAAAAGAAGGUUGGGUGAGAGAAAAUGGCAUUGGCGUUGUAAUAGAUCUGACCAUGUCUGUUACUGGGCAUCAAUUAAACAGAAACACUGGGAAUAUUAUCCACCAGUACACAACAAAGAGACAUUAGAUCAAACAGAGGAGGACUAUGUUAAAAAGAGUUCACUGGAAGUUGAAACUAUUGUUGUCAACCUUAGAACUGAAAUCGAAGAAGGUGAUGUGAUAGAAUAUUACAUCAACAGUAGAAAAAAAGAACAUGGAACAGGGAUCAUUACUGAAUUGAAGAAUGCACAUGAAAGCAAAAAUGAUAAUGAUCGCAUCUUUACAAUUGUUUUGGUUAUACAGAAACAUAGAAAUGCUGAAGAGGCUGAGAUCACUGUAGAUUUGAACACGGAUACUAUUAAGGUAAAAAAGUUUCAUCCAGUGCACUGUCGUAGCAUGCAGGAACGAAAAAAACAGGCGAAAAAAGCUCAAGAAAACAUAGAGCAACACAAAAAAUUCAACAUCAUGAAAUUUUGUGUGUUAAAGGAAAAACAAACAAAAGAGCAAAAACACUUUGAAAGAAAGAAAAAUGAUUAACUUUUGAUUCAUGUUAUUCAACCCAUUAAAACUUUACUCAACUUCUAGAGUUUAUGGUGCUCAUAUGAGCUUAUAAAUUCACUUGACAUGCAUAAUUUGAUAAAACAUAUCAUUUACACUUUUAUAAUAUGUAACCUGUUCUAUUAGUCUUUGUUAGACCCUGUCAAAUUAUCAUCAGAGUACCAAAAUUACAAAAGACUAGUUGUGUGUAGUUACAAAGAUGCAAAUAUACAAGAAGUAUGUGACCAAAGACUAUAUAUCCAUGGUACCUACUGUGUGUGAAUGUCUCAAAAUAUGUUGUGUAAUCCCAGUAAGCACUGUUGCUUGUGAGCGAGGGUUUUUAACCCAGAACAGGAUCAAAUACAGAUUGAGAACCAACCUCAAUAAUGUAACUGAGAAUAUCUGAGGAUGAGCCAUCCUUUAAAAAAUUUCAAUAUUGAAAAGGCUGUCAUAGUCUGGAGAAAAAAAGUAAGAAAACUUUGAGCAUAUUGACUGGUGUUGAUGAAACUCAGUGACUGAAGUGUUUGUUACUUUCAUGUAAGAACUAUAUUAAGUAUGCUGUACUUGACUACUAUGUGCUCAUGAUAUGUGUUGUUGAGAUCUAAUGAUUGUUUUAUCAUUGUUAUAUAAAAUCUAUAAGUGAUGGUGUGCUUGAUUAUAAUAUGCGUGUGAUAAAUUUUGUUGAGGAUUCAUUGAAAUAGUAUUUAAUAAGGUUAUAUAAAUAUCAUAUAUCAUAGAGAUAUUUACUUUUUUUCUUCAUUUUACAUUUUAUAUGCCAUACAUAUUUUUAAAUGCCUGUAUACUUGUCACAGAUUGUUUUUAUUAUGUCGAUGAAAUAAAAUUGAAAAAUAAAUCCAAUGUUUACAGUUAUAGCUUGAUUUGAUGAGAUGUUAAUGGAAGCAUCACUUCUAAAUUUCAAAACUUCUCCCUAUUUUUCCUGAAGGGAGAAGUGACUUCUCCCUAAAUUUUCAGUCCAAGGUAGUCCCUGCAUAAGUAAUGAACUAGGAAAUGUGACUAUAAGACACAUAUGCAGUGACUUCAUUUGCCUAUCAAAAGGCAAUAUUUAC
Ruditapes philippinarum (Manila clam) is the source of this 3132-nucleotide messenger RNA. RefSeq lists its product as uncharacterized. Lineage: Eukaryota; Metazoa; Mollusca; Bivalvia; Venerida; Veneridae. The transcript has 2 exons. The record is from RefSeq and is a predicted model, not a curated record. The coding region runs from base 278 to 2065 and encodes 595 amino acids.